Molecule: messenger RNA, 4104 nt
Organism: Acanthochromis polyacanthus (spiny chromis)
Lineage: Eukaryota; Metazoa; Chordata; Actinopteri; Pomacentridae
Product: pre-B-cell leukemia transcription factor 1-like
Exons: 9
Coding region: 140-1228 (362 amino acids)
Biological process (GO): neuron development; animal organ morphogenesis; brain development
Cellular component (GO): nucleus
Molecular function (GO): DNA-binding transcription factor activity, RNA polymerase II-specific; RNA polymerase II cis-regulatory region sequence-specific DNA binding
Source: RefSeq, a predicted model, not a curated record
CUUGCCUCCAUGUUAUGUAACUUGACAGUGGAGUAGCAGAGUGGAGCAGCACCGAGACAACCGUGUUGGUGAAUAAAAACGGGAAAUGAACAACAACACAUGAUAGAAAUCUGGUCGUGGGAGGCUCGGACCGAAACACAUGGAGGAGUUGGAGAAGGAAUCACCCUUUGUUGAUACCUGCUGCCCAAAUUUUACUCCACUCUGGGAUAAGCGCCACACAGGAGGUAUGGAGGCCCACUCCAUGUCCGGUCAUGUUGGUCUAUCUGGAGAAGAUGUUGGAGACCCUGAUGGUUUUAGAAAACACCAGAAUCAUCACCAGGACAUCGGUGACGUCCUUCAGCAGGUCAUGGCCAUCACAGAUGAGAGCCUAGAGGAGGCUCAGGCCAGGAAACAUGCCUUAAAUUGCCACAGAAUGAAGACCGCCCUCUUCGAUGUUCUGUGUGAGAUCAAAGAAAAGUCAGCCCUCAGUAUUCAGGGCGUCCAAGAAAAGGACUCUCCAGAACCUCACCUAAUGCGACUGGACAACAUGCUGUUAGCAGAAGGGGUUGCUGGUCCAGAAAGGGGCGGAGCCUCUGCAGCAGUGGUCGCCGCAGCAGCCGGUGGAUCACCUGAAGAUGGGACCUUAGAACAUGCCGAGUACAGAGAGAAGCUCAGUCAGAUACGACAAAUUUACCACGCUGAGCUGGACAAAUAUGAACAGGCGUGCAAUGAAUUCACCAGCCAUGUGAUGAACCUGCUGAGGGAACAGUCCCGUACGCGUCCCAUCUCACCCAAAGAGAUCGAGCGAAUGGUGGGGAUCGUUCACCGAAAGUUCAGCUCCAUCCAGAUGCAGUUAAAGCAGAGCACAUGUGAAGCAGUCAUGAUCCUGCGUUCCAGGUUCCUGGAUGCCAGGCGACAACGAAGGAACUUCAGCAAGCAGGCAGUAGAGACUUUGAAUGAAUAUUUUUACUCCCAUCUGGCAAACCCAUACCCCAAUGAGGAGACUAAGGAGGAGCUGGCCAAGAAAUGCUGCAUCUCUGUUGCUCAGGUGGCCAACUGGUUUGGAAACAAGAGGAUUCGGUACAAGAAGAACAUUGCAAAGUACCAGGAGGAGGUGAACGUUUAUGCCAUGAAAGCAGCUGGAGAUGCUGUAAGUGUGUCUUCAGUGGCAAGCUCAGCCAACUCUCCAGCGACGCCAAACUCAGGAGGAUACCCAGCUUUAUGUUACACGCCUGAUGAAAGGCUUUGAGAAACCACUUGGAGGUGCUGUUCUUCCUCCUCACUGUCUGUGUGGAUGGAGGCUUGGGGUACAGUGUACAUGAACUCAAACUGUGGGUCGACUUCCAGCUGAGUCACAAAUGGACUCUACCGGAACUCCCAAAAAACUCUUUCUUUUUAUUUUGCCUUGUGGUGCCUUUCCACACAUCUACCAGGAGUUUCCUUUUUACCCCUUCACAUUUUAACAAAUCAAUUUUACAAUAAUUUCAUGUCUUCCCUCUGAAGGGGUUUGGGUCUGUAUGUGGUUUUACAGCAGUGGUGGAUUCAUUGUUUUGUAUUGUGACAUUGUAACACCCAAAAAGUACAAAAAACAUGCAUGUUUUACUUUUUUUUAGAUAUUGAAACAGAUAUUGUGAUGUUGUCUUUUUUUAGGAGAAAAGUACAGGUUAAACCUCACAUAACCAAAAACAAAUAAACACAUUUUUACUUGUUAAGCUUGUGCAUCCUGUGGUGUUGCUUCAGAAAGCAUCUGGGUUUCAGUUGGCUUCUAUUUCUGUGAUUUUAUUUUAUAUUUUAUUGUGUAAAUUUAAUAUUCUUUUAAGAGGUUAUCACAUUCCUUAUAUGCUUUUAACAAAACAGCCAAAGAGGCUUCAAACACAGCAGAAUAUAUUCAAUGGCCAUUUCUCAAUUCUGAGACCGCAAGUCCGUUCUCGCGUUCUCGCCAAGUCCGGUCAAGUCGUUCUCGCAAGACCGGACUUGGCGAGAACACGAGACUGCAUCGAAGUUAAAGUCCAAUGUGUUGAGCAAUAUUUGAACUGUUUAAUCAGUUCUGCACAUUCAUUGCCGAUCAUGUGUUUUCUUUUUGAGCGGCCUCUAGUGUUCAGCAGUGUCACUGCAUCUAAUUGGAUUUGGGAUAUUUUGAAACAGUGUUGUUCUUAUCAAACUGAAUUUGCCAAAGUAUGUCUUCCACAAACUCUAGGAUUCUCUGCCUUUCUUUGUAGGUACUCCUUUCCUUUUCUAGAUAGUCUUUAGUGCUGUCUUAGAACCAAAAGAACCUCAAGGAAACCUGUUUGCUUCUGGGGUUCCUCAAAGAACUUUGACAGCUCAGUUCAGAGAAGGUUACUGAAGGAAUAUGUAAUAACGCAAAAGGAGGAGUUUUUUUUGUAAAGUUAGCUGUAAGCCUAACUUGUACUUUACACUGUAUUUACACUUUUUUAAUUAUGUCAAUUAAUUAUAAAUAUACAUUAUCUUUGAAUUUCCCUCAGGAUUAAUAGUGUCUCUCUCUCUGUCUGUCUGUCUGUCUAUCAGGAUUUUUUUAGGUUCUAGUCUUUUGUUCUACAUUUGAUGGAGUUCGGUGAAGCCUUAUUUAUCUUUCUUAUCUUAUCCUUUGUUUAUCUUUCAAGUUGAAUUUUAGCUUCAAAUCUUUAAGGGCUGUGGCCAAAGCCGAGUCGAAAGAUAACUGUUUAUUGUGCGCAGCCAUCUUCUUGUCUAUCCGUGUUUCUAUGGUUGUUUCCGGUUGUUUCUGUCAGAAUCGUCACGCCUCUGUCGUCACUUCGUUACGCCCGCCUUCUGACUCUACACUUCAUGGUGAUUCGUCGGCCAGUUUUAGGAGCAUCCAACCUCCAGGCUUACCGAGGGUAACUAGACCGACCCUGGCAGAGAAUUUAAUUCGUUGCCGUGGGUUGUCUAGCGCGGCUAGGCUAGCAAAUACAUGCAGUAAGAGUCCAAGCUGGCCGGGAAGGCACAUACACCCAAACCACUCAGCUUACUAAUGCCAAGAAGUUGUUUUUUUUAAUUUACACUUACUACUUUUAUUAAUCAGAUGCAGUACAAGUAUAUCUUCAUAAUGAAAUAUUGUUUAUAUACACUAGUAUUUUUAGAUGAAAACAUGCCAGUGACUGUAAUGUCCCUCUGUUGUGUUGAUGUAAAGUAACUCAUAUUUAAUGACAUGAAAUUGCUACUGUAGUUAAAGCUGAGAGAUUUUAGUAAAACACAUGUGUUUAGUAAAACACAUUAAAGCAGUUACAAAGUCGGCUUACUAUCACUUAAAAAUAUCUCAAGAAUUAAAGGGCUGAUGUCUCAGCAGGACCUGGAAAAGCUAGUCCAUGCAUUUAUUUUCAGUCGGCUUGAUUACUGUAACAGCAUCUUUACAGGUCUACCUAAAAAAAACACUCAAACAACUGCAGCAGAUUCAAAACUCUGCUGCCCGAGUCCUCACUAAGACCAAGAAAAGAGAUCAUAUCACUCCAGUUUUAAAGUCCUUACACUGGCUUCCUGUCACUCAGAGGGUAGAUUUUAAAGUCCUGCUGCUGGUCUACAAAGCUUUAAAUGGUCUAGGACCAAAAUACAUCAGAGACCUCCUGACUCAGUAUGAACCACCCAGACCACUCAGGUCAUCUGGAUCAGAUCUUCUAGUUGUUCCUAGAGUAAAAACCAAACACGGAGAAGCUGCAUUCAGCUUCUAUGCCCCAUAUAUAUGGAACAAACUCCCGGAAAACUGUAGAUCAGCUGAAACUCUCAGCACAUUUAAAUCCAUUCUGAAGACGUACCUGUUCUCAGCUGCUUUUGAUUAAAGUAUUUUAAAUAAAUUUAAAUAUUGUUUUAUGACAGUUACUUUUAACAGUUAUUUUAACUCUAAUUUUAUGACAGUUAUUUUAAACAGCCCUUGUUUUCUGACUCUUGUUUUUGAUCUUUUUACUGUUCUGUUUUUUAAUAAUUGCCCCUGUUUUCUGACUUCUGUUUUUGAUCUCUUUACUGUUCUGACUUUUUUUUUGUUUUCUUUUGUUUUUCUUUCUUUUAAUAAUCAUCAUCCUCUGUUCUUAAUGUCCUUGUAAAGCACUUUGAAUCGCCUCGUUGAAAUGUGCUAUAUAAAUAAAUUUGCCUUGCCUUGCCUUGCCUAAAUCUUCA